CACUUUCCACUUUCAGUUCUUCUUUCUUCAAACCAGCUGUGGGAAAACAAGGCAAAGGAACUAGGUAAUGCUUCCAUAUAAAGGUCUCCUUAGCAUCUCCCUGAGGCAGAGGAGGAAGAUUUCUGAAGAGCACAGUGGCCUGAGCUGCAGCCUUUCAGAACAGCUGAGAAGCACCCCGUGAUCAUGAGCGAGAACACUAGGAACACCUUGGAGAGCCAUCUGCGCCAACUAAAAUGCCAUUUCACCUGGAACUUGGUGGAGGGAGGAGAGUCCUUGGAUGACUUUGAAGAUGAGGUGUGUAAUGAGACUGAGUUCCAGAACAACGAAUUCAAAGCCACAGUGUUCAACAUACUGGCCUAUGUAAAACACUGCAGAGGCAACGACCAGGCCGCCCUGGGGUGCCUACGGCAAGCGGAGGCGCUGAUCCAGCGAGAGCACGCGGAGCAGGCAGCCAUCAGAAGUCUGGUCACCUGGGGGAACUCUGCCUGGGUCUACUACCACCUGGGCAGAUUCGCAGAUGCUCAGAUGUAUGUGGACAAGGUGCUACAGGUAUGUGAGGAGUUCCGCAGCCCCUACAGAAUCGAGAGUCCCGAGAUGGACUGUGAGGAGGGGUGGGCCCGGUUACUGUGUGGAGGAAAGCACAACGAGAGGGCCAAGGUGUGCUUCGAGAAGGCUCUGGAAAGGAAUCCCCAGAAUCCGGAAUUCACCUCUGGCCUGGCCAUCGCCAGCUACCGUCUGGACACCUGGCCACUGCCUCAGAAUCCUGUUGACUCUCUGAGGCAGGCCAUCCGGCUGAAUCCUGACAACCGGUAUGCAAAAGUUCUCUUGGCUCUGAAACUUCAGAGGAUGAAGGAAGAAGGUGAAGGAGAAAGGCUCGUGGAGGAAGCUUUGGAGGACGCCCCGUGUGCAACCGAUGUGCUUUGUGGAGCAGCAAAGCUGUAUCAAAGAAAAGGAGCCCUGGACAGAGCUAUCGAACUGCUUAGGAAGGCUCUAGAAGGCAUGCCCAACAACACUUACCUGCAUUACUACACUGGGUGCUGCUACAGGACAAAAGUCCUCGAAAUUCUACAGGACACAGGAAAGAAUGACAUGUAUGGGAGAAGAAAGAAGUUACAGGAAGCCAUUGAACAAGCUAUGUAUCAUUUGAAGAGAGUGGAAGAGGCCAAUACAAAGCUCCCCUGUGUGGGCUCCUACCUGGCCUGCCUCUACGCACAAGCAGGUCAGUAUGAUGAAGCAGAGCAUUACUUCCAAAAAGAAUUCUGCAAAGAGCUUUCUCCUGGAGCCAAACAAGUCCUCCAUCUGCGCUAUGGCAACUUCCAGCUCUACCAGCGGAAGAGUGAGAACACGGCCAUCCACCAUUUCAUACAGGGUGUGAAAAUAAACCAGGACUCAAAGGAGAGAGAAAAGAUGAAAAACAAGCUGCAAAAAAUUGCCAGUGUCAGGCUUUCUAAAGACGGGGCCGAUUCUGUCGCUUUGCACCUCUUGGAGUUUCUUCAGGAGCAGGAUGCAGAGAUGCGGCCAGCAGAGGAAAAGUCUGAGAGGUGUUUGGACUCUGGAAGCCUCCUUCCUCCAGCAUCAUCCCCUGAAGAAUGAGGAAUCAGUAUAUGGUGCCUGUGGGACUGGGGCGGGAAGGGAAGGGGAAACCCCUCCACCAAGUUUAUGUUCAAGAUAUUUCUCAACUGGUAUGGCAUAGGCAUGGACGUGCCACUGGCCACCAGUCUGGACCAGGUUUACAGAGGGACCCACUGGGCGGAGUGUUGACACAUGAAUCACUCAGGCUGUUCUGAGACAGGGAUUAGAUUGGAGUAGGGGUGAUCCUGAGAUUUGGUAAGGGAGCUACUUCCAAACACCUCCUUCGAGCACUAUGCAUUGUGACAUUCUCUUAUUCAGCCUCCCUGGGGUGAUGCUUUGGGUUUGUCUCUAUGUUUAUAUAAAGCAGCCAGAUCUCUCAUAUCUGUAACACUGCAGUCCAUUUUUUGCAAUGUUUUUCCAUGCUUAGAGUCAUUUUAGAUCCUAUAUGGUUUGGACCUGCAUAGACACCAAUGUACUGGGUCCAUUCAAAGGCUGGGGGACCAAGACCCACAUAAGGCUCAGUGUCUCCCCUCCCUCACUUCUGCCUCCUUCCCCAGACAGUCCUCCAUCUAGACUUUCCUAUACAACCUGAGUUCAAUUAUCCCAUUAACUGAGGUGGGAACAUAGUUUGAAGAAAAGAGAGCAGAGAACAGGUUGAAUUCUGAAGGAACAUGGGAUCAGGCAAUCACAGUGCAAGGGUUUGGGGAGGCAUGUGGGAAGAUUUUGCCUCCAUUCCACCCUCCCUGUAACACAGCGUGUGAAGAAUAAAAAAGGGGGUUGUGCACAAA
Messenger RNA from Suricata suricatta (meerkat), 2360 nucleotides. It is a transcript of the gene IFIT2, whose product is annotated as interferon induced protein with tetratricopeptide repeats 2. Gene Ontology annotation, molecular function: protein binding. The transcript has 2 exons. NCBI's taxonomy places the organism in Eukaryota, Metazoa, Chordata, Mammalia, Carnivora, Herpestidae. The record is from RefSeq and is a predicted model, not a curated record. Gene Ontology annotation, cellular component: cytosol. The coding region runs from base 184 to 1593 and encodes 469 amino acids. Gene Ontology annotation, biological process: defense response to virus.